This is a messenger RNA of Cuscuta campestris, 1917 nucleotides long. Lineage: Eukaryota; Viridiplantae; Streptophyta; Magnoliopsida; Solanales; Convolvulaceae. The record is from the annotation of a GenBank genome assembly.
CAUUCCAAUCUGCAUCAAGACUCUUCUUCUUCUCCAUUGGCGACGAAACCAAGGGAGUUCAUCGAUCAAGCUGCGUGAGACGUCGCCGGGAAAGAGGACUUCGCCGGAGCUUCCGCCGGAAUCUAGGUGGGGAUUAUUUGUGUUUUCUUCAGCAAUUCCAUUGAGGUGGGGAUCAAGGAUUUGAUGAGUAGCAGCCUGGAGGACAGUGAAGCGUGAUGCUGGUGGAUGACCGAAGCUGUUUAUUUAAAUUAAAUAUUGAAACAACCUCGGAAUCUCCUACUACAUCUAUUGUGAUUCAAAACUACAAAUGUUGCUAAGGGACUUUCAAUCAAAGAAAGAAUGUUGUUGACUAAUGACAUACAAUCGAGAUUUGUGAAUAAACGAAAUAAUGUACAAAUAUGUCUAGAGCAAAAUACAUUCGCGAAGAUCACGAAGAAGGAUUAUGGAUAGAUGGUGGAAAGAAAAAGUUAAAAUAAUGCUUUAGGUAUGGCGGACCAACGGAAGAAGAAAAAGGUUAGAGGUGCGGGGAAGUGCGAGAAGCUUUAUAAGAGGAAGAGGGAAGGUCACCCGCCUAUAGAGCUUGAGUGGGAGCGUGGGGAGCCUAUACGUGGUCCGUAUAUUUCGGAAUUUACUGGGCUUGUAGGGUUUGAGGUCCGAUCGAGAGUGCCGAUUACUUAUCAUCAAUGGCGUGAUGUCCCAAAAGACCUGAAGGCCACAGUACUAGACGGGGUUCGGGAAAUAUAUGUGAUACCUCCUGGUGGGGCCCGACAUGUUAUGACAGUUGCUGGGGCUAGACUUCACGCUUUCCGGACAUAUUUACGAAAAGCCUAUUUGACGGAAGGUGGGGAUCAUUACGACAAUUAUCCCCCUGAUGAUUAUACCUUCAUAGAGCGAGAGCAUUGGGAGGAGUUUCUGAUCCAGAUGGGGACUCCGGAAGCUAAGGCUUUGAGCGAUAAGAAUAGGGAUAUACAGAAGAAGAAUUCCUAUCCGCAUUUUAUGGGCCGAGGUGGAUAUGCCAUGCUUUUGCGUGAGUUGGCAGUUGGUUCUCAGGCCAACACUAGUCACACCCCGGGGAGGCAGGCAAAAGUUACGGACCCUGCACUGAUGGAGAUUCGUGAUAGGAUAGUUCAGCUAAAGAAAGAGGUCGCAGCCGGUACCUUUGUUCCAAAUGGGCACAAUGAUGUACUGACUAGAGCUUUAGGGUCUGCCGAGCACCCAGGACGGACGAGGGGUGUUGGGUCAUAUUCGGGCUUACGUAAAGUUUUUAAUGGCAACAUGAAGCCUCGUAAGCCCGAAGGUAACUAUUUGACUGAGGAUGAUCUUUUGCAGCGUCUUCCUUCCCUUCUGCAGCAGUAUGGACUAUCUGUGUCCGGGAGUGCUCCAGAAGGGGCAUCCAUGUCGCAGCACACACCGUCUGUACCACCUCAUUAUGAGCUUCAGCGUAGUAGCAAGGCGUCUACAGAUUUUGUUGACGUCGCCGGUGUCACUGAGGUUUCUCCUUGUUACUUGAGGAUCUCUGAUCCAUCAGAUUACAUAGUGGCACAUGGAUCGGGGAGGCCUUUGUGUAGAUUUUGCAACAAAAACAGCUGGUUAGCACUGCUGUUUUGGUUGGGUAAACCUGAUUUUGAACCAAAAUUGAGUGGGAAGUUUAACAUCGAGCUCGGAAACUUGUGGGAUGUAUUAUGGGCUGAUUUUGUUUGUGGUGGCCUACCAUUUGAUGGAGCAGCUGUUUUGGUUCGUGGUGGUCUCCUAUGUGCUGAAAUGAACCUUGUUUUGGACUCUUUGAGAGUUUGCAAGCUGCCUUGUGGAUGCCGUGGACAGGUUUGUGUUGCUUUGUGGCCUGCCAUUUGAUGUGGACAGCAUAUAACAUUGAUGUACCGUUCUGAGUAUGGGUAAUAAUAAUUUACAUUUUACCCU